AUGCCUCGUGUCACUGCGAAGGAGCAGCGGUAUCCUGGACCGCCGCAGUGGACGGAAGAGGAUAUCGCGGAUCAGAAGGGCAAGGUCUGCAUUGUCACCGGCAGCAACACAGGUAUCGGCUACGAAGUCGCGCGAAUCCUGUACGCGAAGAAUGCCAUGGUCUACGUGGCGGCGCGCAACGAGAUAAAGGGCCGCGAAGCGAUCCAGAGAAUCAGAGAGGCACAUCCGUCGUCCGCUGGGCGUCUGGAAUUCCUUCAGCUUGAUUUAGCCGAUCUCGAAGGGGUCAGAAAUGCCGCCUGUAGAUUCAAAGAUGCAGAGACGAAGCUGCACGUCUUGUUCAAUAAUGCUGGAGAAGUGAUGCAUUACACUAAAACAGCGCCGCACUGGAGACACCAACUUGCAGUCAAUUGCAUUGGACCCUUCCUUUUCACCAGACUGCUCAUGCCCAUCAUGGAGGAAACGGCGAAAUCGGCAGCAAAGAACUCGGUCCGGGUUGUGUGGGUGUCUUCAUCUGCAGCAGAGCUCGCGACGCCGCACCAUGGUGUUCCCAUGUGCAAAGGCAAAGCCAGCAGGGAUGCACACGGCUUUGAAGUCUCCAAAUAUGGUAUCACGAAGGCGGGAAAUUACUACCAUGCGACGCAGUUUGCACGCAAGUAUCGUCAUAAAGGGGUCAUCAGUGUGGCACUAAAUCCUGGGCACGUGAAAUCCAAUAUCCAUCGUCAUGUUUCCGCCACAUGGAAGCGACAUUUGAGGGGCAGAGUGUAUCCAACCGUUUGCGGCGCAUACACUGAGUUGUUUGCUGGUGUUUCUGAUCAGGUGACUCUGGCCAAGACUGGAUGCUGGAUCGUCCCCUGGGGCCGAUUCACCGGGAUCCGGGACGACUUGUGGAAAGGUGCCUGGCCAAAGGAGGAACUAGGCGAUGGCGUGGCUGAAAGGUUCUGGACGUGGACUGAGAACCAGAUC
Messenger RNA from Pseudomassariella vexata, 963 nucleotides. Its product is annotated as short-chain dehydrogenase. The transcript is spliced from 6 exons. The record is from RefSeq and is a predicted model, not a curated record. The annotation marks the transcript as partial. NCBI's taxonomy places the organism in Eukaryota, Fungi, Ascomycota, Sordariomycetes, Amphisphaeriales, Pseudomassariaceae.